AUGGAGCUUCCCCCAGGGCCUCGCGACGAUCCCCGCGCCUGGGACGAUGACUCGGACCCGGAGCCGGAGCCCGACCCCGACGCGCAGGCCGAGGCUUACGUGGCCCGCGUGCUCAGUCCGCCGAAAGUCGGGCAGGCGCUCCCGCGCGCGCCUUUGCUGUCGGCUCCGGUCGCGUCCCCUGGCGCCCUGGAGCCGCGGGCGGCGUCCAAGGGUCCGCCCGUGGGCGUCCCGGGCCUGCUGAGCCUUCCUCCGGAGCUGCUGCUCGAGAUCUGCGCCUACCUAGACGCGCGUCUGGUGCUCCACGUCCUGCCGCGCGUGUGCCACACGCUGCGCGACCUCGUGCGUGACCAUGUCACCUGGAGACUACGCGCGCAGCGCCGCGUACGCGCGCCCUACCCAGUGGUGGAAGAGGAGGACUUUGACUGGCCGACGGCCUGCAUUGAGCUGGAGCAACACCUGUCGCGCUGGGCCGAGGACGGGCGCUGGGCUGAGUACUUCUGCCUGGCCGACGGACACUUUGCUUCCAUCGACUCCGUGCUGCUGCUCCAGGGUGGGACGCUUUGUCUGUCAGGCUCCCGAGAUCGCAACGUCAACCUGUGGGACCUGCGGCAGCUCGGGGUGGAGCCCAGCCGAGUUCUAGUCAAGGCCCUGGGCACCCAGAAGAACAGCACCCACAAGGGGGAUGAUCGCAGGUCUGGUCCGCAGGGCUGGGUGUGGUCGCUGGCAGCGCUGGACCACCGCGUGUGCUCCGGUUCCUGGGACAGCACGGUGAAGCUCUGGGACAUGGCGGCAGACGGGCAGCAGUUCGGCGAGAUAAAGGGCAAGGCGGCCGUGCUGUGUUUGUCCUACCGGCCUGACAUCCUGGUGACUGGCACCUAUGACAAGAAGGUGACCGUCUACGACCCCAGAGCGGGCCCGGCGCUGCUGAAGAGCAGGCGGCUGCACUCCAGCGCGGUGCUGGCGCUGCUGGCGGACGACCGUCACAUCAUCUCGGGCAGCGAGGACCACACACUCGUGGUGUUCGACCGCCGGGCCAACAGCGUCCUGCAGCGACUGCAGCUGGAUUCCUACCUGCUCUGCAUGUCCUACCGGGAGCCCCAGCUCUGGGCUGGUGACAACCAGGGCCUGCUGCACGUCUUCGCCAACCACAGUGGCUGCUUCCAACUCGUCCGGUCCUUUGACGUGGGCCACAGGUCUCAGAUCACAGGCAUCAAACACUCACUGGGGGCCUUGUACACCACGUCCACCGACAAGACCAUCCGGGUGCACGUGCCCACGGAUCCACCGAGGACCAUCUGCACCCGAAGCCACAACAAUGUGCUAAACGGGAGACUUUGAAGCCUGGACACUCGUGGAGUGAAAUGUCAGCGGCAGCAGCUGCCUCAGCUGAGGGGGGUCCCUGCCCCAGGGGGCCCAGUGGCUGCGCUGGUGUCACAUGUCACCUUGGCUAAGGGGAAGGCGGGGUUCCCGGCCUCUGCUCCCCACCGUGUAUAGAGUGUACCCUGGCUCAGGUGCGGGCCUGCCUCUCCCCCUCCAUCUACACUCACCCCCGGGAUCUUACCCACAGAUUACUCCAUCCACUUGCUUAUGCUGAUGGCUCCACCUGUCCCCAUCCCAGCCCCGUCCCUGAUUUCAGACCUGCCCAAAGAGCUUCCUGCUCUUCAGUCGGUCACACUGAUGUCUCGGGGGUCUCUCAUCUAACUCGGCCAAAGCUGGGCUCCAGAUUAUCCUCCCCCCCCCCAAGAUCUUCUGCCCCCAAGUUCACCACCAUCCACCCAACUGCCCUGGCCCAAAUCUUGAACCCCUUCAAUCCUCCGUUUCUGGUGUCCCCUUUCUGAUCCUUUCCCAGGAACCCUCAGAUCAACUUCAAAUUAGGUUCUCAGUCUGGUCACUUCUCUCCACACCUGUUGGCAUCUCCCAGCUCCUGCGCCCACCUCUGCCGGCUCGGACCUGUGCAGUUACCUCCGCUCUGGUCUCCCCUGUUCUUCCCUUCCCCACUGCCCCCGCUCCCCACCACCCUUCUCAAGGCAUCCAGCGGGAUCUGGUAAAAAAUCACAUUACAACACGGAUGCACCUUGAGAACAUUAUGCUAAGUGAAAUGAGCCAGUCACAAAAUAACCGAUAAUGCACGAUCCCAUCUAUGUGAGGUCCCUAGAGGAGUCAAAUCCAUAGAGACAGGAAGCAGAUGGUGGAAACCAGGGGCUGGGGGGAAGGGUAAGGAGUUAGUGUUUCCUGGGGCAGAGUUUCAGUUUGGAGAGAUGAGAAGGUUCUGGAAAUGUAUGGUGAUGAUGUUUGUACAACAGUGUGAAUGUGCUUAAUGCCACGGAACAGUACGCCUUACAGUGAUUAUGAUAAUAGGGGCGCCUGGGCAUCCUACUUCAGCUAGGUCUCUCUGCUGUCUGUGCGGCGCCUGCUUGGGAUCCUCUGUCCCCUCUCUCUCUGCCCGUCUCCUGCUCUGUCUCUCAAAAA
Messenger RNA from Felis catus (domestic cat), 2469 nucleotides. RefSeq names its product F-box and WD repeat domain containing 9 (gene FBXW9). The record is from RefSeq and is a predicted model, not a curated record. Bases 1 to 1338 code for a protein of 445 amino acids. NCBI's taxonomy places the organism in Eukaryota, Metazoa, Chordata, Mammalia, Carnivora, Felidae. Gene Ontology annotation, cellular component: preribosome, large subunit precursor. The transcript is spliced from 10 exons. Gene Ontology annotation, molecular function: protein binding.